Cimex lectularius (bed bug) is the source of this 3526-nucleotide messenger RNA. RefSeq lists its product as uncharacterized. Lineage: Eukaryota; Metazoa; Arthropoda; Insecta; Hemiptera; Cimicidae. The coding region runs from base 536 to 2746 and encodes 736 amino acids. Gene Ontology annotation, molecular function: protein binding. The transcript has 5 exons. The record is from RefSeq and is a predicted model, not a curated record.
AGGUCAGCUUUCCUUCUCUCAGUCAGGCAAAUAGAUUUCAAACUUUUAAACAGAUAUUUUUCGGUUUAAAGUAAAACGUGUGCUCAAAAUAAAAACGCUCAUAUGUGAUUCAUUUUCGGUCAUAAAUGUGAAAUGUGUUUUUUUUCAUAUCGUUAUGUGCUUAUCAUAAUCGGUUAAAAUAAAAAUACUUAUUACUCAGGAAUAUUUUUCAAGUGAAGCUAUCACUUUGAAAGUUGUGCCUUUGCUUUAUAACUGGGUCAUUUAUUCUAUUUAAAUCGUAUAAAUACACGUCUCCCGUCUCCUCAUUGCUUUCAUCAAGUUUUCAACGUGAGUUCAAUUUGCAUGCAAAUUCGUCCGAUAGCGUAGAUCAACUUUCUCAGAUCGAAAAGCCAAAGGAAAGUGUGGGACCCAACCGGCACGUGAUAUCAUUAUUCGCAGGCGUCGACUUAUCUGAUGCCAAAGUUCACCUAUUGAUCAGGAUUGAUUUAAUAAUGACUCUUACUUUUCUAUAAAACGGAAGAAAUUCACAGCAAACAUGUCUCCAAUCAGUUUUAUCGGUUUAGCUACUUUUUUGAUUUUUACAACUGAAACUCAUUCAACUGCAUCUGACUGGACUUCCACUUGUCUAAAAUGCAAGUGCAAGUGGGUGUCAGGAAAGAAAACAGCAGACUGCUCUUACUCACAUCACACUGCUGUACCUAGCCUAAGUUCUGAAGUGCAACAUUUGGAUCUAAACGGGAACAAAAUCCAUAGCUUAUCAAGUGACUCUUUCAAAUCCGUCGGUUUGGUACAUUUGCACAAGUUAUACUUAAAAAACUGUGGAAUUCAAGAACUUCACAAAGAUGCAUUCAAAGGCCUGCAGAUAUUGAUUGAACUAGACUUGUCAGAAAACAAAAUUCAUAUCCUUCACCCAGGUACAUUCCAGGGUAAUUAUAGACUAAGAAUCAUCUACAUGAGUAGAAAUCCGAUCCAAAGGCUAGAAGAUGGUCUAUUUACAAACCUCACAUUUCUUCAGACAGUGGACAUGUCUCAAUGUCUAAUCUCACACAUUAGCUCUAAGACAUUUGUAAAUGUGUCUAAUUUGCAUACAUUUAUAUUAAAUGGAAACCGUUUAUCACAUAUGAAACUUUCAGUUGUUGAUAAGCUAUAUAAAUUAAGAAGUUUAGAGCUGAAAAACAAUCCUUGGAGAUGUGAUUGCCAUUUGAAAGCAUUUCGAGACUGGGUAGUGGAUCAUAAAUUGUACUCACAACCUACAUUUUGCCAUGAACCUCAAAGCCUCGAAAAUAAAAUUUGGACUGACAUAGAAUCAGAAGCAUUUGCGUGCAAGCCACAAAUUUUGUAUCCCAAUGUAGGGACUACUGUUGUAGCGGACGGCGAUGAAGUUUCUUUAAGUUGUCGAGUAACAGGAAAUCCAACACCCGAAGUACACUGGGUUUACAAUGCUCGAAUAAUAACAAACAACACAAGAACAAAAUACGGUGAUUUGAAAUACCUGGUAAGAUCAAGUGGAGAAAUAAAUAGAUGGGUAAAUGUCACUGUGACCAGAGUCAGACCUCAAGACAGAGGAGAAUUUACAUGUGUCGCUAAAAGCUUUGGUGGUGUGGAUGAAAGAAACAUUACUUUAAUUGUUAAAUCUUCAAAUGGAGGCUAUAUUGGAUCUGCAGGCAUAGCAAAUUCUUGGCCAAUUGUAAUUGGUCUAACAACAGGGCUGACGGCCGUUUUCCUUAUCGUAAUCAUACUGUGUUGUUGCUGUUGUCGUAAAAGAAAGAACUUACUACCAGGAAAAAAAUCUCCCGUCAAUGGUGUAUCACCUAAUGGUGACAUAACCCACCAUAUUGGUGCUGCUGAGCAAGAAAAGAGUUUAUUGGCUGUGAACCCUGUUCAGAAGCCUCCCAGGCGAUAUGAAGUUCAAAUAUCACCUACUGCUGGCACUGAAAUGUCAGAAUUAAACAGGAAGCUUCUAGAUGAUGGAUCUGUUAUAGCUCAUAGUAUACUUGGAGAUGAAGAUCGUUCCAGUGAGAGUAUUGAAACAACACCACAAAGGCUAAGGGAUAAAUUAGAAUCAGAAACAUAUCCUCCAGAUCUCAUCGCUUUUCAAGGACGAGGUCAUACUGCAUCCCCAGCAGGUAGUUCUACAUCGACUGCUCUUGAUCCAGCUAGUAGACACACGUUGCAUUUAGGUCACCAAUCACCUCUACAUAGUCCCAUUUACAAUGGUUUUGGAAUGUUACCAUAUUCAAGAUCACAGUCUCCAUUUUCUCCAGCUGCACCUAUUAUAUUGCCUUGCCAAGGGUAUGUCACCAUACCAAGAAGACCUAGAAUUCCAAGUUGGUCCUCAGCUCCAACACCAUCACUUCUUGAAGAUCCAUUAUCCCCAAUAAAAGCUGAACCUGUUUAUGACAAUUUAGGACCGAGAACGACAGUAGAUGGUAGUUCAAUUUUAUCUCUUAACAAAGCCGGUACUGAUACAAACCCUAGAAGGAAAACUCCUUCAAUUCCAAGCAGUUUUUCACCAUAUGAAGAGAAAGAAGGUGGAAUUUUAAGGCCAUUGCCUUCCCCACUCUCACCCGACGAUAAGAGAUAUUGGCGUAACAGAAGUGGUGACGGCAUUUUAAAAAGGGUUGGAUCUGCUGACAUGCCGAUUGAAACCAUUUCCAAAGCAAAAGUUGCUCCCAAACCUCCUCCAAAACCAAAAAGCAAUGUUCCUCUCUACGAAGAUGAGGGUGAAGACGGCACUGAAGUCUGAGAACUACUGAACUGUAUAAUGUGUUUUUACACAUUACUAAUGGCGUUCAGUCAUGUGUCCAUUUUAUGGGGUGUAAUGCAUUUGCCUAAUGUGAACUUGCCAAAUACUAUUUUGAGAAAAGGAAAUAAAUAUAUUUUAUUUACAAAUGACAAUGAUAACAUUGUGACUGUGUGUAUAAAAUAAUAGUUGUGUUGUAUCCUCAUGUUUACCAUUUGUGUACAUAGUUGUUUACAGGGUACUGUAUUUGUAAAAUAGGUAUUUACAGCCCUGUCACAAAGUGAUAUUUUUAUUUUUGACUGAUGUAAGUGCAUAAUAUAUUACUAAAUUUAUAUGUUUAUAUUUGCUAUAUGUAAUAUAAUGAAAAAACAUUUUUAUCAGUGUAUUAUAGAUUAUAAUUUCAUUUUAUACAUCCACAGGGUAUAUUGUAAUGGAGUGAUCAAUUUUAGAGAUUGGUGUUUCAUUAAGACCAUUCAUUAUUCAAAGAGCCAAAAUCGCUUUGAAUAAAUAAUAAAAUCAUUUUCAUAACUUUGGAUAGUAAAUUGAAUAAAUGUAAAAAAAUACCAUUGAUAUAAAAAAGAUUGUUUAAAGCUAAUCUGAAAAAUUAAAAUAAAUCUGGCCUGCGUGUUUUUUAAAUUUUCAUUUACUGAAUCGUAAAGAUGACCAUACUCAUGCAAUUCUUAUAGAUCCAACAAUUUGUUCUAACAUUAACUAUAAUUAAUAAUUCAUUUAAUAUUAUAAUAUUGUUUAAAGCACUCAUUUGGAAAAUAUUGUUUUUCGAUU